AUGAGAACUUCUUCAAGCCACGACAGGAACGUCAAAAAGUUUUUGCCGGUCGUCGAAAAGUGCAAAUCAAAAUGCACUCUCCUCCAACUGAGCCAGAUUGCUUUGGGUCACAAUUUGACAGGUUUGAAUUUGAAACGUUUGGAAAUGAAGGUAAUCAUCUUUAAGCAAUCGGAAAUGUGGGCCUUUGUCCAUAUUCCCUCAUCAAGCCGAUACUCGAGAAAAGGACUGUCGUUGAAUUGAGAAGCUUCCUUUCUUGCAAUCCAGUAAGUUUCUUGAAAAAGGACAAGUUUGACUGAGGCUUUUUCCAGGGACUGGAAGAAGAUAGUGACGAACUUUUCGAGAAGUUCGUCAAGCGACAUCCACUUUGCUCUUCAGUUUUUAAUCAAAGAAGAAAAGUUUUGGCUUUUGAGGCGAAAAUAUAUUGAGUAUGUUUUUUUUAUUACAUCUACCCAUUUUGUUUCCAACUUGUAAAUAACCUUUUCUGCAGACUUUGCAAAUUGGCCGAGAAACAGAAAUGUCGAGAAGAAGCGAGGCUGCAGAUUUUGGUCGACAAACACUCUAUAAAGGCAAAAAGAUGGACACUGGACGGAAAGGGUAAAAAGAUUUCUGAGAGACUGAAACUUUUAGUUUUCAGAUUGCAAUCGAGGAGGCGUUGGCUCCAAGGAAUAGCCGACGUCAGAAUAACUUUGGCACAGUUAGCAGAAGAAAUGACAACUCCAACGGCCAAGGACAUCUCGAUGGCCAGGAGAGCCGUCGCCGCAGGUAAACAUUCUCUUGACCUCUUUGCAGAGUAUCAUAUUUUUUUAUCACUGUUCGCUAAAGCAAAGAAAACUCCGAUUUUUCGUUUCUUCACUAUUAAAAAGAGCCUCUUUUGGAUAUUGAAUAUUUAUUUUACUCUGAUACAUAACACAGCAAAAGCUACGAAAAAAGAGACAUAGCUUGAGUAAAAAUUAUAUGAGAGGCAUUAUCGUUUUAAUUUAAAAGAAGCCCAGUCAUUUCAGUUUUCAGAAAUAAAUUCAACUGUAGUGAAAGUUGAAAUUGAUCAGUUUUUUGAUUUUCAGGCGACAAAACCAAACUCUCCGCACUGCCUCAGGCCUUCGUCUACAAUAGCGUCAACCCUGGAAAGUUGAAUGCCAAACAAAAAUCGACGAAUGCGCCUCUGAUGAAGAAGACGAUGAUGAUGAUGAAGUUGAUGCGUCGUUAA
Molecule: messenger RNA, 1204 nt
Organism: Caenorhabditis auriculariae
Lineage: Eukaryota; Metazoa; Nematoda; Chromadorea; Rhabditida; Rhabditidae
Source: the annotation of a GenBank genome assembly